Molecule: messenger RNA, 4264 nt
Organism: Homo sapiens (human)
Lineage: Eukaryota; Metazoa; Chordata; Mammalia; Primates; Hominidae
Gene: ADGRA1
Product: adhesion G protein-coupled receptor A1
Exons: 7
Coding region: 418-2100 (560 amino acids)
Biological process (GO): cell surface receptor signaling pathway; G protein-coupled receptor signaling pathway
Cellular component (GO): postsynaptic density; glutamatergic synapse; membrane
Molecular function (GO): G protein-coupled receptor activity; transmembrane signaling receptor activity
Source: RefSeq, marked reviewed
GCAGAGGCGGCGGCGCUGCUGGCCGGGCUGGGCCGCUCGUGCGCGGGGCUGUGACUCACCGGCCGGCGCCGCAGCCCCGCAAUCUGUUGAUAACUCGGUCCCAGCUCGGCCGCUGCCCUCGCGAAUGGAGAGCGGGUCCCCGGCGGGGGGAGCGCAGCGCGUCUGUCUCCGGGAGCGCGGCCCGGCCGCCCCGGCAGCCGCUUCGGCCACAGCAGAUGGGAGCAGCUCCCGGACUGCGCCCGCCCCGCCGCGGUCACCCUGAGGCCAGGGGCCCGGGAGCGCGACCUCCUGGCCGCCGUCUGGGACUUUGACCUUCCAGAGGCCAUGGAGGCUGGCGGGGAGCAGGGCGCCACCUGAUCGCCUCCCCCUGGACGCCUCCUCCAGCGGCGCUCACGCUUCCGCAACUUUGCAGCGCUCAUGGAUCUGAAGACAGUGCUCUCCCUGCCCCGCUACCCAGGGGAGUUCCUGCACCCCGUGGUGUACGCGUGCACGGCCGUCAUGCUGCUCUGCCUCCUGGCCUCCUUCGUCACCUACAUCGUGCACCAGAGCGCCAUCCGCAUCAGCCGCAAGGGCCGGCACACGCUCCUGAAUUUCUGCUUCCACGCGGCCCUGACCUUCACUGUGUUCGCCGGCGGCAUCAAUCGCACCAAGUACCCCAUCCUGUGCCAGGCGGUGGGCAUCGUGCUGCACUAUUCUACACUGUCCACCAUGCUGUGGAUAGGAGUGACCGCCAGGAACAUCUACAAGCAGGUGACCAAGAAGGCCCCUCUGUGCCUGGACACAGACCAGCCACCGUACCCCAGGCAGCCCCUGCUCAGGUUUUACCUCGUCAGCGGAGGGGUCCCCUUUAUCAUCUGUGGGGUCACGGCUGCCACGAACAUCAGGAAUUACGGGACAGAGGACGAGGACACGGCGUACUGCUGGAUGGCCUGGGAGCCCAGCCUGGGCGCCUUCUACGGCCCAGCCGCCAUCAUCACCCUGGUCACCUGUGUGUACUUCCUGGGCACCUACGUGCAGCUGCGGCGCCACCCAGGGCGCAGGUACGAGCUGCGCACACAGCCCGAGGAGCAGCGGCGGCUGGCGACACCCGAGGGCGGCCGUGGGAUCCGGCCAGGCACCCCACCCGCACACGAUGCCCCCGGCGCCUCCGUGCUGCAGAACGAGCACUCAUUCCAGGCACAGCUGCGCGCCGCCGCCUUCACGCUGUUCCUGUUCACGGCCACGUGGGCCUUCGGGGCGCUGGCGGUGUCACAGGGCCACUUCCUGGACAUGGUCUUCAGCUGCCUGUACGGCGCCUUCUGCGUGACCCUGGGACUCUUCGUGCUCAUCCACCACUGCGCCAAGCGUGAGGACGUGUGGCAGUGCUGGUGGGCAUGCUGCCCGCCCCGCAAGGACGCCCACCCCGCACUUGACGCCAACGGGGCCGCGCUGGGCCGCGCCGCCUGCCUGCACUCGCCGGGACUGGGCCAGCCACGGGGCUUCGCGCACCCACCGGGCCCCUGCAAGAUGACCAACCUGCAGGCCGCGCAGGGCCACGCCAGUUGCCUGUCACCGGCCACCCCGUGCUGCGCCAAGAUGCACUGCGAGCCACUGACGGCGGACGAGGCGCACGUGCACCUGCAGGAGGAGGGCGCCUUCGGGCACGACCCCCACCUGCACGGGUGCCUUCAGGGCAGAACUAAGCCGCCCUACUUUAGCCGGCACCCAGCAGAGGAGCCCGAGUACGCCUACCACAUCCCAUCCAGCCUGGAUGGCAGCCCCCGCAGCUCGCGCACAGACAGCCCCCCCAGCUCUCUGGAUGGCCCGGCGGGGACACACACGCUGGCCUGCUGCACCCAGGGCGACCCCUUCCCCAUGGUCACCCAGCCCGAGGGCAGUGAUGGGAGCCCUGCCCUCUACAGCUGCCCCACGCAGCCGGGCAGGGAGGCAGCGCUCGGGCCCGGCCACUUGGAGAUGCUGCGGAGGACACAGUCCCUGCCCUUUGGUGGCCCCAGCCAGAACGGGCUGCCCAAGGGUAAAUUGCUAGAAGGCCUGCCGUUUGGCACCGACGGGACCGGCAACAUCCGAACGGGACCCUGGAAAAACGAAACUACUGUGUAGAUGGGGGCAGAGGACACGGUGUUCCUGGAGGAGCUUCAGAGCAGAGUGGGGGGCCCAUCUGCCACAUGAGGUCACUGGGGGUACCGAAGUGACCCCGCCUUUCAGAAGCCGUUCACACCCCUGCCCCUUCCUUGUGAUCACACCCCUGCCCCUUCCUUGUGAUCACACCCCUGCCCCUUCCUUGUGAUCACACCCCUGCCCCUUCCUUGUGAAAGACCUCAGCGGGGAAACGCUCCGGGCCACGCCCACUCCCCUUAUCCCAAUUCCGCGUGCUGGUCCCGCACACGGUCAUCCGGUUUCUGUCCUGUGGUCUCCAGUCCUGGGGCACCCUAGAGGCAGAGCAGGGGAUUCCAUCAAAGGACCCACUGAGACCCCAGCAUGGCCCUGCCCGAGAUGCCCUGCUGCCCACGGAGUCCUGGCUUCCCCUGGUGUGGCCGGGCAGGGCCGAGAUCGCAGGAGGGGGCUGCCCUGACCUUUCCCAGUGUUCAAUGUGUGUGUCUUGCGUUCUACUCCGGGGGUGGCGGCGGCAGGUCUGUCCCCAGCAUUCUCGCUCUGGGCAGAACCCUCGGGACCCUCCGCUGUCGUGUGUCUGAGCCACCCCUGCAGCUUCACAGGGCCCCUGCACACCUCUGCCCACUCAGUGUGCCCUGUCAGCCCUGUCCUUGUCGUAGCCCCAGCCCUGCAGGGCUGAGAGCACCACAGAUGCUGGGGGCUGCUCUGGACUUUGGGGAUGGCUGUCAGCCUCAGAGGGCCAAUGGGGGGCUUUCACGGGCCCAAGGCUUGGGAAAAUGCCCAGACAUCCUUUAGUGAAGACUCGACUUCCAAAACCAGCCACCGCUGGGACUGGAUUCCACUCCAGUAUAGGCACUUAGCAACACGAAGGUUUAUUCCAAAAAGAAAAGGGGCUGACAGACGGGAGAUUCUCAUGGACAAAAUCCCUUUCCCUUUUUCUCGUCUCCAUGAACAUCUGGGUACCAAGCCCUGACUCAAAGGACAGAUGUGGAUGACAGCAAGACUUCUGUGAAAGCAAGUGGCCCGUCCCUAGGUGGGAGGGAGUCCAGAGGGUCAUGGGUGUGAAACUGUGCACAGCUUUCCCUCCCUCCCUCUUCCUCCUUGUCUGUGACACAUGUGCACCCACACACACACACACAAACACAUGUGCAUAUCACACACAUGCACACACACAAACACAUGUGCAUAUCACACACGCGCACACACCCAAACACGUGCAUAUCACACACAUGCACACACACAAACACGUGCAUAUCACACACAUGCACACAAACGUGCAUAUCACACACACGCACACACACCCAAACACGUGCAUAUCACACACACGCACACACACAAACACGUGCAUAUCACACACAAACACACGUGCACACAUACUUAACACACACUUGCACCUGCUGUGCACAUGUGCACACACACGUAGUAGUGUGUUUUCCAGCCACCCACACACUGGGUUUGCAUUGGAGAUUGUUUCACCCUGCAAACGUCAACGUCAGCAGACUCGUCGGUGCGCUGUGCUAUCCGGUUGGGAGGUCUCACCAGGAGCAGAGCCUCCCUAACGUGCACCUCCGAGAAGAGGGGUGUCGGGGAGUGUUCCCAGCACCUGCUCGGUGGAAGGGCUCUCCGGAGACUGGCACUCAGUAUCUGAGUAUGAGGAGCCUCACUUCCCGGGGUGUCGGUAAACUUGACCGUGACUCAGUAACCCACAGCGUGCUCCUCCCAGCAAACCCCGUGUGUCCUUACAGGUCGACCAGACGGGCCGUCGGAGGACCACCAGGUGGCUCUGCCUCUGCCUCACCUUCUCACCUGCUUCCAUAGCUGAUGUGAACCCGAAUCCCCACGCUGUGCUGUGUACGCACUGUAGGUGCAGAACCGUCCACACAAAAAUACAGUCUUGGCAUUGUUUGUUCUUUGUGAGGCUGGUUAAUAGCAUCCCCGUGUGUUUUUCUCACCCUCGAUGGGGUAGAGGGGCACCUGAAUGUGUGGCCCCCGUCUGUGUCCUGGAUCCUGGGGCAGGGCUGCUCUCCCUGGCCCCUGCAGCCCCUCAUGAACUUUCCACCCUCAGUGCCCCCGGCUGAGCAGAGAGGCGUCCCACCAUUCAACCAAAGAAAGUCAACAUUGAACAUUAAACCUCUGUGUGUUUCUAUACUGA